AGCCGGCUCAGCCAGGGCCAUGCCGUUGUUUGCCAUGCCAUGCUCCGUUUCCUCGCCGCCGUGGCAUGCCAUGCCGCGGGCGGCGCGCGCAUCAGCGGCCUCGGGAACGAGGCGAACGAAGGCGGACACAUCCCCAGCUGCGCUGGCGGCUCGCUUCAGCUCCGUGGCACCUACAAGGUGACUUCCGAGAUCCUGAUCGAGGAGAAUUGCGAAGUUCAUGGGGACAAGGCCCUGCUCUUGUUGGAGAAGCCGCUCCACUUCCUGGGCAACGUGACCUUCACCGGCGUCUUCGAGUUCCUCGGGGUGGGGCACGUGGGGCCACAGGCACGCUGUGUAGAUGUGGAGGGCCACGCCAGCUUCAUGCAGGCCAAGGCCAAAUUCGCCGACUGCGGCAGCAUGCAAACCGAAGAUGGAGGCGGGCUCUACGUGCAGCGCAGCUUGCGCGUCCGCUUCAGCCGCCUCAGCUUCCGGAACUGCCAAGCCGAGUACGGCGGCGGGAUCCUGGUGGCUGGGGGCAUGCUGAGCAUGGGCUCGGAGCUCUUCUUCAGCUUUUGCCAGGCGAUCGAGGGUGCAGGAGUCUUUGCGUACGGCCACGUGGUCAUCAACGCCGGACAGGCGACCUUUGAGCAUGGCGUGGCCAAACUGGGCGGAGGAGGAGGCUUAUUCCUCAAAAAUGGCAGCCUUACCACAGGUGGACAUCUGAGCUUCAAGAACUGCACGGCUCAGACGGGAGGAGGCCUCUACAUGCCCACAGAGCCCGGCGUGCUCACCCAGUCUGGUGGCACCAUGACCUUCACCGACUGCACUUCCAGUAUGGGCGAGGGAGGUGGCCUCUUUGCGCGAGAUGUGAACCAAGGCCGUGCUGGGCGCAUGCACUUCCUGCGCUGCAAGGCCCUGAGCUCCGCAGGCGGGGGCAUCAACGCGGUCCACGGGGAUCUGCGCGGGUUGGCCACCUUCAAAAAGGUGGAAGCAAGGUAUGGAGGUGCGAUCAGGGUCGAGGAGACUCUGGUUCUGAAGGGCAACGUCAGCAUCAGGACUUCCCGCGCCCAGAGUGGCGGAGCGCUGCACGCAGGGAGGGUUGCUGUGAAGGGCGGCGUGACCUUCGUGCAAGAUGCCAGCACGUUGAUCGAGGGGGCUGGCAUCUGGGCCAACAGCUUGGAGCUGCACAGCGGCGAGCUGCACUUUAAGGACUGUCACGCAGGAACCGGCGGCGUCAUCAAGAUCCUCGUGAUGUUCAGACAAUUCUCUGGCCGCGUCACCAUUUCCAAUGCGAGCGGAUCUCACCUCGGCGCGAUAGCCACGGAGUGGCUACUGAUGGAGAGUGGGUUCAUCCAGAUCUCAAACGUCCUGAUCCGCGAUAAAGACGCCUUUGGAGGAGCCAUUUCCAGCAACAAGGGUAUUGUCAUCGGAGAGCUGGCCACGCUGCUCAUUGAGAAUGCCAGCUCUGCCGGGCCCGGAGGCGCCAUUUCGGCGACGUUCUUUGUGAGCCUCGGCAAUCUCACCGUCAAGAAUGCAGAGGCAGGCCAAGCGGGAGGAGCGCUUUAUGUCCGAGCAGAGAGGUUCUCUACGCUAUUGACCACCUUCACGGACACUCGCACUCGCUCGUUGGCCGUGAACAUGGCCUCCAGAUACCUGAACGGCACGCGCACACUGGCGAGCAUUGCGCUCAAUCUCGUGUCGCUGCUGGGCCCCACCAGCUUCGAAGCCUGCCGCGCGCAGUGGGGCGGAGCCAUCUACACCCCAGGUGAAGUUCAACUUGCGACAACUGCGCGAUUCGUGGACUGCGCCGCUCGAGAUGUGCGGUCAGGGGCAGCCAUCUCCGCUCACCACGUGAGCAGUGAGACGGACUUGUUUUUGGCCAACUGCUCUUCGCCGGAGGGCGGAGUCAUCGUGGCUUCCGGCAACGUCAACCUGCCGAACGUGGAGUUCAUCAACUCCUCGGUGCCGCAGGUGGUGUGCUACAACUUCACGGCCUCGCGCCUGCGUUUCUCCGGCGGUGCCGGGGCGAUGCUUCUGGGCCAGAUCAGGAGCACCGAAGAGGUGCUGUGCGACAACGGACUGGAAGGGAAUGUGGACGUCUACAAGACGGAGUGUCGCCCCUGCAGGAGCGGGUACUUCCAGUUUCGGGGCCCGGUGAAGAUUGUGAAGACCACGGUCUUUGGGCACGAGUGCAUCAAGGUGCCACGGGCAUCCUUCCCACUCGCAGACGGCCUCGGAAUCAGGCCAGGCUUCAUGGUGGACCGUAGCAAUCUGUCGCUCAGCCUCCACUGCCCCAACCAGAUGGCUUGUCCUGGAGGGAACAUCACGACAAACGGGUGGACACCUAUGUGCGUCGACGGGUACGCAGGCCACGGCUGCGCCAAGUGCAACCAAGAAACCCACGGCCGUGCUGUGAACGACCCCUUCGCCUGCACCAAAUGCUCCCAGUCGCAGUCCAUGAAAGUCCUGCAGUGGGCUCGCUUCGUCUUUCAGCACUCGGUGCUCUUCGCGGUCUCAGCUUCAGGCGUCAUCUUCUCAGGGCAAGAGAGCUACAAAAGCACCAUCCUCACCAACCAGCUGAUGUCCUACGUCGCGGUCUGCAUGCCUGUGCUCAGUACCGUGAGCAACUCCCGGAGCUUCCGACAGCUCACCGAAACCCUGCAGGUGGUGAUCGAGGCUUUGUCCAUUCCCGUGGACAUCGCCAACUCCGGUGGCAGCGACGGGCAGUCCGUCCAGUGCCUUCUAGGCUACGUGGGCAUCCCGAAGACACUGUACAACGCAGACAUGUUGGUCCUUCUGCUGGCGCUGUUCUUUCUGCUUUGCUUGGCACGGCUGGUUGAUAUGUGCUCGGCCAUCGUUGUGACGGGCAACUGCUAUCUGCCUCGCUUAUGCUUUGCUUUCGGAAGACACCUGGUCUGCUACCGCAUGGAGAUGGAGCGGAGCGGGGGGCAGUUGGUCUGCGGCUUCCAGGAGGACCUCUCCGUGCCGCGGCCCCUGGCCGUGGCGCUGGUCGCGUCCGCCUUUCUGCUGGGCUGCGGGUCUUGGAUGUAUUUGAUCCGCUCACAGAUCCACUCCCCAGGCAUCUCCUACCUCACGACCCCCUACACAGAAGAGUGCACCAUGUGGGAGGUCACGGUGCUGGCGCGGAAGAUGUUGAUCUUGCUGGUCUCCGCCGUGUGGCCCUCCACGCUUUACCCCGCCAUGCAGAUGGAAUUCAUCACGUUGAUCCUGAUUGCUGCCUUGGUGGCCACCCUACGCACUGACCCUUACGUGUCCAAGGACUGGAACCUCACAGAGGAGAUCCUGCUGGUGUUGGCCCUCUUGAUGGUGACGGCCACGUCUUGCUUCCACGCCAAUGAAACGGAUUGGGCGAGGUCCGAGGCGAGUCAGAACUUCACCUUGCUGGUGAUCGUGGUGCUGGCGCUAGGCCCCGCUCUGGUGAUGUCGCUGCGGAUCACGCUGGCGCUGAUCAGGGAGGUGCGGGAAAUGUUCGCUGACGAGGUCAAGGAAGUACAGGUGAUCGAGGGCGAAAAGAUGAGCUGAUCGCCGGGCUGGAGCAGACGAUGUGGUAGGUGUCUUGCACCCGGCGCUGAGACCGCGAAAAGAAAGCGAC
Messenger RNA from Effrenium voratum, 3592 nucleotides. NCBI's taxonomy places the organism in Eukaryota, Dinophyceae, Suessiales, Symbiodiniaceae. The record is from the annotation of a GenBank genome assembly.